AUGCCCUGCAACCGAUUUUACGGAAUCUGGGUGGCCCUGGAGGACUUCAAGGUUCAUAUCGGUUCCGAGCAUGAAGCUGGUAUUGGUGAGCGCGAACUCGAUCUGAUCGCGGAAGAGUGCUUCGAAGUGCUACACGAAGAUACCUUAGCUGGUCCUUGUCCAUUCCCUUGCGCUGUCGAUCUUGACAACAUGGUAAAUAGGGAACGCGAAGAACACAUCGCAAAGCAUCUGAUAUCACUCGCCCAGAAGUCGCUCAUGGACUACGACCCUAUCGGACCACUGGAUUAUGGAUCAGCCGCUGGUGUUUCAAGCAGAUUCGGAUCUGACAGUGCCCAGAUCAAAGAUUCACUCAACGAUCGUAUUGAGUUCACUGAAGAAGAGGACAAUACGCAGGACUCACAAGACUCUAACAACAUAGAGCUCUCUGAAGACAUGGUACACUCCAAUGAGAUCGAGGUACCUUCUCCCACGAUUUCUGACUGGAGUCGUGUAUGUGAUCAUAUCCGUACACAAAGCACACCAAUGGACUACAGCCUAUCAUCAGACCCGAAAUUGAAAGGUUUUGUAGAAAGACACGAAAACAAGGGCAGCGACGUGGAAGAAAUAUCAAGCGGUCUAAGGAUGCUCAUUGUAGACAAUUUGAUCUUGAGUGGAUUCGAGAAAACGCCCCAUCGCUUUCUGCCCGAAGGUGUCAUCGACGAUAUCGUUACAGAAGAGCGCCUUUUGAUCCAAGUUCCUUCUCCAGACGAGGACAAACUAUUGGAUUACAUAAAACUUCGCGCGAAGAAAAUCUUCGCAAUCUUGAUCUACAUCCGGCCACACAGCAUGCGCUCCGCACUGGACUGGUGGAGAAAGAAGGAUAUGGGCGAUCGUGACUUACCGUUCAGAAUUCAACCAGCAUGGAAGAAACAGUCUUGGUUUACAGAUUUCCAGGAGAGCCAAUGGACUUUUCUCGCACCGAUCUUCUCGACGGCUGGUUAUAACCACGACCUCCAUGAGGAACACAUCUUACCGUUCAUUUCCAAAGAAUGGGAUGCGGACAGAGGAUCAUUCGCAGUAGUCUCGAGAUACACUAUACAUAACAAACAUCUACACCCGGCUCUUUUGGACUAUAGUCCAAUCGCCGUCAAGGAGAUUCAGCCUUCCUAUGACGCGCAGGAAAUUGUAGAACAUUGGGAAAGAGAGGUCAAAGCCCUCCGCACCUUGAAUGAGUUGAACCAUGACCACAUCGUUCGUUUCGUUACAGCUUUCCGUCGCCAUAGAGAGCACGGCGGCCCAGACCACUACCUAGUAUUUGAGUGGGCUGAUGGCGGAAACCUCCGCAGUAUGUGGAAGAGGGAACAUUCCCCAAUAUUGACGGCAGCAUUAGUCAAAGAUGCUAUGUUCCAGAUACUGGGACUUGCCAGAGCACUCGAGGCUGCGCACAACCUCGACAUGACCGGCGCAUCAUACCGGCAUGGAGACAUCAAGCCGGAAAACAUUUUGUGUUUUAGUAAUGGUCGCACAAUUGGCACUCUCAAGAUUGACAACUGGGGCGAAGCGAAAGAGCAUGGACAGGUCACGGAGUUGCGUCCCAGUAAAACGACAGCAAAAUAUGGCACCAGUGUCUAUCAGGCCCCUGAGGUCGAAACGGGCGUCAGAGCUAGAUACCUGGGUCAGUCAACAAAACGCCGCUCCCGACUAUACGAUGUCUGGGCGAUGGGAUGCAUCACUCUCGAAUUCACCAUCUGGCUGUUGGAAGGAACGAUCUCGUACCGACUCCACAGUUUCAGGGGCGAGUCUUGA
Molecule: messenger RNA, 1785 nt
Organism: Alternaria viburni
Lineage: Eukaryota; Fungi; Ascomycota; Dothideomycetes; Pleosporales; Pleosporaceae
Exons: 4
Coding region: 1-1785 (594 amino acids)
Biological process (GO): peptidyl-threonine phosphorylation; peptidyl-serine phosphorylation
Molecular function (GO): ATP binding; protein serine/threonine kinase activity
Source: RefSeq, a predicted model, not a curated record